CGUUCGGCUGUGCCUGUUGUUAGCUCGUCGUCAAAACACCGCAGAUCAUGGAGGAGAACAAGGACGCGCAACCCCAGAAAACGGGUCCCGUUCUACCUACGCAAGACGCGCCGACGACAAGAGACAUGCAAGGACAAGCGGCACACCCAGAAGGCGACUCCCGCGAAGACUUGUCCUCCAAGGGCCGACUGCAAGACGCCGCUGAGCGAACCAGCUGCGGGACCGCCACGGCCAAAUCGUUGGAACGUCAAACGGUGACCGAAGGUGAGCAGACGACCUCAGCAGCAGACCCGGUUCUGCUGCCAGAAGUCCGAGAAGAACCGGGCCUCCUCGCAAAGCCUGGAACGCCGGCACCGGCCACAACAGCUAUUCAUAAUGAAACGGCGGAACAAUCGCGUUCAUCUGCCGCUUCCCCAGACGCGGCGCCGAAAAAUACUGCGACGGCGACGACUAAGGAUUCCGCAGUCGCGGAAAAUGCUUCGGUUGAAGCGACGAAGGGCCACGAGCAAGGAUGUCGACCCAAGCUAGGUGGCCAGCGGUCCAGUGCGAAGCCGGCUCCGCCGCAUUCGCCGAGCUCGACUCCGGGAGCAACCACGCCACUCCGAGAGAUGGAGGAGAGCGUGGACCGGUCGGCAGACCGGCAACUGCGACCGCUCGGGAGAAGCUGGAAGCUCAAGGCGGCCUGCUUCGCUCUCACCCUGGUGCUGCUCAUCGUCGUGUCUGGCAUCGUGGUGUACAAGUACGUCGUCCUACCGAAACUGCUUGUGGCACCACUAAGGAGCAACAGAUCUACUGUUAUGCCUCGCGCCGGAUCAGCGACGAACUUUACAUUGUAUUGAGUUCUCCUGAGCCUGGACAGAGCCCAGCAGAGGCCUCCGUUCCAACUGGCGCGCAGAAAGUUUAGCGGACAACUGCAACUGGCUUUAAAUCAAAGCGAUAAGCUCCGCUUUCAUUGAA
Molecule: messenger RNA, 957 nt
Organism: Dermacentor andersoni
Lineage: Eukaryota; Metazoa; Arthropoda; Arachnida; Ixodida; Ixodidae
Source: RefSeq, a predicted model, not a curated record